CCCGACACUGCUUCAGGAGCUGGCGCCCGCCUCCUUGCGUCGGGGCACUCUCCCCCGGCCUCCGGCUGCGAGGACGGUUGUGCAAUGGCCUCGAUCCUGACACAGCCGUGACCCGAAGGUUCAGCCAACUCUGCCCUUCUGCGAUCCCACUUUGGCUGGCUCCGGACCCAGUGUUAGUGCUUGUGAACCCUGAAGGAGAUCUGGGGCCCCCAGAGUAUAUGGGGGCUCACAACAGUGCACUGGCGUUCAAUUCAAGCCGAUAAACAUCGUCACGGCUUCAGUGCGGUUUCUUCCCUAGGCGUUGUUGAGCGGGCGAACAGCCACAAACGAACCUGGCGCUAAAAGUACGGAAACAGCUUCUGUAAGCACAAGCAGCCCCAGCCUCACCGGCCGCUGCACUCUUACCGCAGAAAGGGGGCUGACCGCUGUGCAGGGGAGGAAUAAAACUGUUUCAAAGGGGUGACCCCCCUAAGUGCAUGAUUCGAGCAGCAGUUGUCAGAACGGAACUGCAUAGAAAUUGUCACUAAGCUGAUUGCAGAAAAGCAGCUGGAAGUUGUGCACACCCUCGAUGGAAAAGAGUAUGUCACUCCAGCCCAGAUCAGCAAGGAGAUCCGAGAUGAGCUGCAUGUUUGUGGUGGUAAUAAAUGUGGACCUCCUGCACAUUGAAAACAGAGCUAAUGACAUCAUUAAGUCUGAGAAAACUGUUCAGCUUGUACUGGGGCAGCUGAUAAAUGAGAGUUACCUGGAUCAAUUAGCUGAAGAAAUAAAUGAUAAGCUACAGGAAACUGGGCAGGUGACAGUAGCAGAUCUCUGCAAGGCCUACGACCUGCCAGGAGACUUCCUUGUACAGGCAUUAUCCAGACGUUUGGGGAGAAUUAUCCAUGGACAAUUGGACCAGGAGAACUGUGGGGUGAUUUUCACAGAAGCUUUUGUGUCCCGGCACCGUGCACGCAUCCGUGGACUCUUCACAGCCAUUACUCGGCCCACACCUGUAAGUAACUUGAUCACUCGUUACGGAUUUCAGGAACAUUUACUUUAUUCUGUGCUGGAAGAACUCGUUAACGCUGGUCGGCUCAAGGGCACUGUGGUUGGUGGAAGACAGGAUAAGGCUGUGUUUGUUCCAGAUAUCUAUGCCAGGACACAGAGCAACUGGGUGGAUUCCUUUUUCAAGCAGAAUGGCUACUUAGAGUUUGAUGCGUUGUACAGACUCGGCAUCCCAGACCCAGCAGCCUACAUCAAAAAAAGAUACAAAUCCACACAGCUCUUAUUUCUGAAAGCAGCUUGUGUUGGUCAGGAAAUUGUGGAUCAAGUUGAAGCCUCUGUUGAAGAAGCCAUCAAUUCUGGAAGCUGGAUAGAUGUAGCAGCUCUUCUGCCCAGCUCUUUGUCAGUAGAAGAUGCUGGGAUUUUGCUUCAGCAAGUGAUGAGAUCUUUAAGCAAAAAUUCUUCAGGUUUAGUCUUCAGUGACACCAUCGUGGUCAGCGAGAGAUUUGUGAGCAGCUGUGCUGAGCUCUUCUCUGACAGAAUGCAGCAGAAAGCUGAGAAGGAAAUGAAAAAUAACCCUGUUAAUUUGAUCACUGAAGAAGAUUUAAAACAGGCAUCUGGUUUAGAGAAUUCAUAUGCUGGUAAAAAAGACAAAAAAGAUGAAAGAAGAAAGAAAGCAACAGAGGGCAGUGGCAGUGUGAGAGCAGGAGGAGGUGGCAACGCCAGGGAGAUCAAGAUUAAGAAAACCAAGAAGAAGGGCAGAAAGGAUGCUGACAGCGAUGAAGAGUCACAAGCAACAAGCACAGGGAGGAAUAAGCAACCAGAAUUCCCUUUCCUGUCACAAGAGGAAAUUCAGGAUGUUCUGAGGACCCACAAAAAGGAUUGCCCUGAAGAGCUAAUUACAGAUCUUGCUGAACAUCUCGUAAGACCUUUAACAAAAUCUUACCAGGAAGUUGUGCGCUCUGUCUUGACAUCCUCAGCAUCCUCUGGGGCUAACAGGAGGCAGACACUGAAGGACUUGCAGGAAGAAUUGUCAAACCUGUACAGCAACAUCCGGCUGUUUGAAAAGGGAGUGAAACACUUCACAGAUGAGACUCAGACUAACCUUGCCAAACACCUGCUGAAGACUGUCUGUACGGACAUUACAAAUCUUAUUUUCAACUUCCUAGCCUCUGAUUCAAUGAUGACAACAGAAGAUUAUUCUGCAAUCACAAGUGAGGUCCGGUCCAAGAUUUUAGGUAAAUUGCCAGAAGACACCAAGGGUCCUCUAUCUAAACUGCACAUGUCUCUGAAUGGCAAGAGUGUAGAAGAUUUUCUGUCAUGUCUUGAUUCUGCAUUGGACAUUUGUGAUCUUAUGGUGAAAAAAGGAGACAAAAAGAAAGAAAGGCAAGUCCUGUUUCAGCACAGACAGGCUCUGAUGGAACAGCUAAGAGUCACAGAAGAUCCAGCUCUUGUUCUGCACCUGACAGCAGUGCUUUUAUUUCAGUUUUCAACUCACUGUAUGCUUCAUGCACCAGGAAGAUCAGUACCACAGAUCAUUAAUUUCCUAAGUGGCAAGAUCCCAGAGGAUCAGCAUUCUCAGUUAGUCAAAUACCAGGGAUUAGUAGUGAAGCAAUUGAUCAGCCAGACUAAGAAAGCUGAACAUGGAGAUGGUGACACAGCAAAUAACCUGAAGGAGCAGGAGGAAGAUGCCAUUCGAAAAGAGCUCCAGGAAAUCACCACUUCCAUCAAAGAUCUUGUCCUCAGACCUAGAAGAUCAUCUAUAACAGAGGAAUAGAAGUGUUCAGUGCAUCCACACCCGUGCUACCGCCAGAUGUUAUUUUUGUAGUCCUGAAGGGAAGGACACCAGAAAUGCAUUACAGACUCUAAUAUUUGGCUUCUAACAAUUGCAGAUCACCUCCAGGGAGCACAGCUGUGGUGGAGGCAGAAGCAGUUUUGUUGUGUACUGCUACAGUGUGUGUGUAACACACAUUAAGGGUGGAUGUGACGUGGCACAGUUGUGGACGCUUGGAGUAUUAAAUUGUUGGGUUUUAGUUGUCUUCUGCAUGUGAGGCCUCAAGAAAUGGUUCUUGUUCAGAGAACUGUUCUGUUCCACCCACAAACAAGCUUACGGCUGUACUUCUCUGGUUGAGGUUUGCAGUGGCCUGAGGGCUGCAUAGCUGAGUGUAAGCUUGCGUAGCUUCAUUUCAGAUGCUGCUUCUGAAAAUGUGUUGAUAGCACACCAGGGAGAAGCUGUCUUUGCUUUUGGACAUCAUGAGUGGAUGUUUUCAACUUCUGCUCUCCAGGCCAGAGUCCUGACAGCACUGGGUACAAGUGCAGGUUGCUAAAUUUGGGGUGGCCUGGUGCUGCUUUGGGCAUGGAGAUGAGCACACUCUGCUCUGGAGCUGUCCUGUUCACAUCCAUGGUAACUGCUCAUUGAAAACUUGCCAUGCAGGCAGAAGAGGUGGCACCCUUUGGGGAGUGGAUGGGUUCUGCUGCCCCUGCCGUGUGUCAUAUGCUCAUCCAGAGCACUCACUGCCUGCAGAGCUGAGCUCCCACAGCAGCUGGAAGUGCUUGCAUUCUGCCAUGUCCCUGAGAGAGCUCCUGCUGGUGUUUCUUCUCAGUGUCUUGCAAAGACACUGAGAUUGAUUAUCUUUCCACAUAAACCUUACAGACCAAAGUACUGGCUGAAGUGCUUCCCUCUGUUUUUUACCAGCCUUUGUGUCUUCAGGGAAGUGGAAAAAUGUGUCAAGUACAGUUUUGGCUCUAUUAAUGACAGAAUUAGUGUAUGUCACAUACUUCUGACUUGCUUUUAAGUGAAGAUAAUUUUCAAACUGGGAAUACUACAGUUCUCUUACUGCAGUAGUGCCCAGCGGGUUUGUGUGUCAUUCUUUUCAUAAAAUCAGGUUUCACUUCACUAAAAAAUGUCAUUUACACAUUCUUGCAAAAGUUCUGUAAUGCUUUAAUGCUUUGCAAGCACUGUUCUGUGUGCCAAGCACCAUUCUGUGUGCAAACACUACUGUAUGCAGGUAUUUCCAUUUUCCAGCAGUUUACAUGCUCUAGAAGCUUAAUUUACCCGAGACUGAAACUAUAACAAAUUGAAGUUGAAGAGGCCAAGUAUGGAAGCUGAGUAACAGGUGAACAAAGGCGAAGUUAAUUUUGGUAAGGAAACAGUUGAAUUCUGUCCAUCUCUAAACAGCAGUGGUGCCUAACAGUGCUCACAGCAAUGCUGCUUUCUCAGCUGUAAGAGCAGUUGGGCAGUUGAAAAGCAGAAGCAAAGAGGGUGUGUCUCCUUCCUUGGCUGGAGGCUCCCAGGGCUGACAGUAAAGGACAGUGAGGAGUGAAAGCUGAAAAAUACUCAGGCUGUUUGACUUUGUUGAAUAGUUUGCAUCCAGGGAAUAGAUGAGGGAAUGGCUUUGAUUUCUUUACUUGAAAAAUUAUGAAGUUGCAAUACUGAAUGUAAGCAGUUUUCUGUGAGCUGUUCUGUAAGUAAGAUGCUGUACAACAUUCUGCAUGCAAAUACAAACUAACUUCAAGAACAUUAAAUGAUGAAGAAUUUAAAAUGCACUCUAUGGAUUUUAGCCAAAGUUUGAUUGUUGUGCAACCUGUAGCUUGCAAGCAGCAGUUGAUAAUGUGCACCACCGGGGUCCACUUGCAUUCUGAGUGGCCCAGCAGUUCUGUCUGAUUCUGUUUCAGGCUGGAAUCCCUUGGAAAUUCAAAUAAAAUUUACUAGGCCAGAAAACAAA
Messenger RNA from Pogoniulus pusillus (Red-fronted tinkerbird), 4706 nucleotides. It is a transcript of the gene UFL1, whose product is annotated as UFM1 specific ligase 1. The record is from RefSeq and is a predicted model, not a curated record. The transcript is spliced from 18 exons. Gene Ontology annotation, biological process: response to endoplasmic reticulum stress; regulation of proteasomal ubiquitin-dependent protein catabolic process; protein K69-linked ufmylation. Gene Ontology annotation, molecular function: UFM1 ligase activity. Lineage: Eukaryota; Metazoa; Chordata; Aves; Piciformes; Lybiidae. Bases 569 to 2758 code for a protein of 729 amino acids. Gene Ontology annotation, cellular component: endoplasmic reticulum membrane.